AUGGAGGUGCCGCACACGUUUGUGCGCACUGUCAAGGCGCAAGACUUGCGUUUUGGGCCCGUAGACAGCGUGUUGCGCGACAUUAAGAGCAAAAACUCACCCACGUGGGUCAUCUUCACCUUUGCGGACCAGCGGGAGAAGCGAAACACACUCCGAGUGCUUGCGUCGGGGCAAGGGACCAUCUCCGAUUCGUCCAAGUGGCCUCCAGAGCUGUUCUCGCCUAAGUCGCUGUGCUACGGACUGACGAGCGUUGAUUGCUAUGACGAGAACUCGGCACCGACCAAUGUGCUGUCCUUCUGUUGGAAAGGAAGAGAUCUGCCGAUCUAUCUCCGAACCAAGUAUGCCGAGUUCAACUAUGUCAUUCGGAAACACCUGGGUGCAGUUGCACACGUUACGUUGCACAACCCAGAAGAGCUUAUGGAUGGAACGGUGUUUAUGCAGACCCCGCGACGUCGGCCACGGAGUUCGUCGAGACGUUUUGUCACGAACGAUAUCGAGUUUACUCCUGAAGUAACGGACACUGUGCAGGAUAUUCGAUCGGAUGCCUCGCCGUUUAAUUGGGCUGUAUGUGGUUAUGAUACCUCGGACGUCGAAAGCUCAACCCAGCGAAUGAUUGUAGUUGAAAGGGGAAUGAAUGGGUUGUAUGCGCUGAAGGGAAUUGGCGGAAUUACUUCAGUGCUUGAGGAAGGAAGCACGAUGUACAUUUACUUGCGAGUGGAUGUUCCACUGCACCGCGGAACUGAGCGGAUUGUGUCGAAAUACGUGCUAGUCACGUGGCAAGGCGUCGAUAGCGGUUGGAGCGGAGGGACUUCGGAUGACGAAGCUGAGAUGUGGUUUGGUCCCGGCUCGAAUGGAGAGCGAUCGCCUCAGCGCCGAGAUUCAUUUGCAUCUAACUCCAAGCUUCAGCGCGCUGUUACUGCUCAUGUCCACGGUAGUGACAUCUAUCGUGUGUUUCCCCACCAUAUACAUUUCUUUGCGAGUACCUUGUCGGAGAUGUCAGAAGAAGCUAUUCGGGAGCGAAUCAGGCGCGCGGUGGAUAACGAUUGCAUGCUGCUUCGAGUGGUAUGUAUACAAGCGACUGGCGAUACACAAGCUCCUGUAUGCUUGGAAAUACCAUUCGGUGCUUCAGUAGGCGUGCUUCGACAAGAGAUUGCUUUGCACAUUGGUAUCCCAAAGGAUCGUCAGCGCAUUGUUUGGAUUCGGCAGACGGAGGAUCUCGCGAAAGACUCACAACUGUCUACCGCACUAAUGUUGGAGGACGACACUGCCAGUAUUCGAAACGACAUUGGACUUGCCCAUGGCGACAAGAUCCACGUUGAUGACAAGGACAAUGGUGAAAACUCUGUUUUAGCAAAGCUGUUUGAGCAGAUCAAUUCUGGUGCUGCAGCAGUAAGUCUGUCAGCUGAACGGCGACACGAGGUCCAGCGAGGCGUUGAAGCUCGAGAAGCAGAGCUGAGGAAGAUACUGUCCGUCACUCAUUAUUUAAUUCGACGGAAGGCUGGUGAGAACCUCAAGCAUGUCGAAUCCAAGCCAGGUGCUGUCGACGACAGUACUGCCCACGAUAGGGAGGAAUCUGAUUCUUCGUCUCCAACAAGUCAGCGCCAGACCGUCCGUCGCGCGAAUUCGUCUACCUCCUUAACAGGAUCCAUUUCAGAGAAGCUAGCAAAAGAAGAUGUGUCAACAUUGCAGGAGCAGGCGCGAGUUCUUGAGUCGCAGAACCAGUAUUUGGAGAUUCCGUAUGAAAGCAUUCACAUACUCAGCGGCAAGGAGAACGAGUUGGGCUGCGGGAAGGCAGCUACUGUGUACCGCGGGCUCUGGAUGAAUCAGAAUAGUGCUGCCGAAGUGGCGGUGAAGUCCUUUCGCUACGCCCGGUUGACUGACAAGAUCCUCGGCGAUUACAGACGAGAAGUGGCGUUGCUCCGAAAACUGAAGCACCCAAAUAUUGUUUUAUUUAUCGGAGCAUGCACGGACCCAAAGCUGAUGAUUUUGACGGAGUAUUGCUCUCGCAAAAGCUUGUUUGAAGUGAUUCACAGCAACAACUUCGAGACGAUUCCUUGGAAGUUCAAAGUACGGAUGAUGCUUGAUGCAGCACGAGGUAUACAAUACCUCCACUCCAUGCGUAUUAUCCAUCGUGACAUCAAGUCCCACAACUUUUUGGUGGACGACGACUGGCGAGUCAAAGUGGCCGAUUUUGGCAUCAGCAAGGUGCUCGAUACCGACACUGCGUUCACGCAGUGCGGCACAACUGGAUGGGUUGCCCCUGAAGUUUUGCUGGACGAAGAUUUGGGGUACACGUUCAAGGCCGACAAUUGGAGUCUUGCCAUUGUGAUGUGGGAAAUGAUCGCCGGUGGACUGCAAAACCCGUUCAUAGGAAUGGCCCCGAUCAAGUUUUACAACAAGACCAUCAACGCCGGCAUUCGACCUCCGAUCCCCGAGGGCAUGGACAGCGAGUACAUCGAUCUCAUCACUGAAUGCUGGAAGUCGGACGCAGCUGAGCGCCCCUCGUUCGACGUGAUCGUGGCUCGACUGGAGCAAAUGUUGCUGGACCUAGGCGCCAGCAUCGAUCUUCCGCCAACUUUCCAGGGUGGCUACCACCAGGCUGGGGUUGCGGUGAACCCGAAGGUGUUGUGA
This is a messenger RNA of Hyaloperonospora brassicae, 2631 nucleotides long. The record is from the annotation of a GenBank genome assembly. Lineage: Eukaryota; Oomycota; Peronosporomycetes; Peronosporales; Peronosporaceae.